Messenger RNA from Loa loa (African eye worm), 504 nucleotides. RefSeq lists its product as hypothetical. The transcript is spliced from 4 exons. NCBI's taxonomy places the organism in Eukaryota, Metazoa, Nematoda, Chromadorea, Rhabditida, Onchocercidae. The record is from RefSeq and is a predicted model, not a curated record. The annotation marks the transcript as partial.
AUUUUCAAAUAAAUGCAAAAAAUGCUAAUCGCAUUGAAGCGUUUAACAAAAUUAUCAUAAUUAAGAAGGAAUUUUCAAAUUUUUGGCAACAAUUAGCAAAUAUGUUUAUUGAUUAUUUGAAAUCAAAUUUACCAUCACGAAAUCAUACAACUCCACAAUAUUACACAUGUUUUGGACGAGUACAUGUUCAAAUAGCUUUACAACUUAUUAUAAUUGUAACAUUUGCAUGGGAUAUAUUUCGAUGGAUCGAUUUCAUCGCCAAUCAAGGAGUAACAUUCGGAUGGAUAGAAAUUUUUGCGGAAAUUUGCAAUGCCUUAUUUGGGAUUUCAUUAAUUAUUGCUUAUUGCUUUAAAUCAGCAUCUUUCUUACUACCAUAUCUUUUUCUUCAGCUAUUUACUCUGGUAGCUUCAAUGAUUUUAUUUUGCGUAAGCAUUUUAACUGUAAUAUGGCCAAAAAAUUCUUGGGCAUCUAGCUUUCAUACUUAUCAAUCAACAAAAGCAUCCA